Messenger RNA from Priceomyces carsonii, 2481 nucleotides. It is a transcript of the gene SAS3, whose product is annotated as Sas3p. Gene Ontology annotation, molecular function: histone acetyltransferase activity; transcription coregulator activity. Gene Ontology annotation, biological process: positive regulation of transcription by RNA polymerase II; negative regulation of DNA-templated transcription. Gene Ontology annotation, cellular component: chromatin. The transcript has a single exon. The coding region runs from base 1 to 2481 and encodes 826 amino acids. Lineage: Eukaryota; Fungi; Ascomycota; Pichiomycetes; Serinales; Debaryomycetaceae. The record is from RefSeq and is a predicted model, not a curated record.
AUGGCACCAACAGGUCGACAACAUCUGUUGAACUAUCUAAAGAUAACGAAUAAUAAAUUGUACGAGGAUGUCUCCGAAGGGAAGCUCGUUGACAGGGCACUGCGACGGAAACAAGGUAACAACUAUUCAUUGAAAGAUAUGGUAGAUAAAACAAGAGCUCCUAUUGAAAGCUAUAUAAAAAAACUGGGAACUGAUGUUGUCAUAAAUAAUUCGAAAAGGCACUAUUUAAUUGUAAAGAUAAAAUAUAAUAAGGAAAAAGCUGGAGGAAAACGUUUAUUAAGACUAUCUUUGAAUCAAACUGGAAAAGUUGUCAAACCUAAGGUUCCGUUAAAAUCCAAACGAUCCGAAUCUAAUGGAUCAAAAACUAUAGAAGAUGAUCUCGAUUUAAGGGAGUUACCAUAUAGGGGUGUCUUAGGAUUUCCUGAAUGUAUUAUUAAUGAAACUGAACCAACAAAACAAGAUCGAGAGAUUUUUAACCGAUUUUUGAAUGAAGGAAGCGUAAGAGUUAACAAAGAGCUUUUUCACUUAAAUAGCGAUGAUUUAAGCUUUAGUAGUAGGGAAUCUAGCCCGGUACCAACAAUACAGAGAUAUCUAAAGUCACGAAUAAAGAAGAUACAGUUUCGAAAUUACGAGAUUGAGACCUGGUAUACGGCUCCAUAUCCUGAGGAGUACUCACAGUCCUCUGUUCUUUACAUUUGUGAAUAUUGUCUAAAGUAUAUGAAUUGUUCGAUGACAUAUGAGCGUCAUCGUUUAAAAAACUGCAACUUAACGAACAACCAUCCUCCGGGAAUUGAAAUAUAUAGGGAUAUAUCAGCGAGAAUUGCGGUUUGGGAAGUUGAUGGACGCAAGAAUAUAAGUUACUGUCAAAAUUUAUGUUUAUUAGCAAAGCUUUUUUUGAACUCAAAGACUUUGUAUUAUGACGUGGAGCCGUUUAUAUUUUAUGUCUUAACAGAAAUAGACGAACAUGAUCCCUCGAAGUAUCAUUUUGUUGGCUAUUUCUCAAAGGAAAAAUUAAACAACUCAGAUUACAAUGUAUCUUGCAUAUUGACUUUGCCUAUUUAUCAACGAAAAGGAUAUGGUCAUUUGUUAAUAGAUUUCAGCUAUUUACUAUCCAGAAAUGAAUUUAAAUUUGGAACUCCAGAAAAACCUUUAAGUGACUUAGGUCUAUUAAGUUACAAGAAUUACUGGAAGGUAACUAUUGCAUAUAAACUUAAAGAAUUAUAUUCCAAGUAUUGUGAAGGAUCAGGUAAAAACUUCACAGUAUCAAUUGAAAACUUAUCCAAGUUGACAGGGAUGGUACCUUCGGAUGUUGUAGUAGGACUAGAACAACUCGAUUGUUUAAUAAAAAACCCUAAGUCUAGCUCAUAUGGUAUUGUUAUCAAAACAAAAAAAAUGAGCUCAGUAAUAAAAAAAUGGCAAGAAAAGAACCACACUAAAUUAGACUAUAGUAAGUUGCUUUGGAAGCCAAUGUUGUUUGGACCAUCCGGGGGAAUCAACUCUGCGCCGACGCUUUUGACGCCUCUUCCGGCUGCUAAUUCUCAAACUGAGUCCUCGAAUGCUCCCGUUAUACACAAUUCUAUUGCUCUGAUAAAGGGCUUCUUAAAGGAUGACAUCAACAAUCCAUACAGUUUUGAAGAGGAAGCAUACAAAGAGAUUGAACUCUACAGUGAUAUGCAUAAUGAAAACGAGUCCCAUGAUUCAACAAGGACCACCGAUGAAAACAUCGAUAACUAUCUUAUUUGUUAUCCUGGUAUUUCUAUGGAUCCAAAACGCAGCAGACGAGUACAAGCGGAGUCGGUUAAAAUUGCCGGGGAUCUGGGUGGAAAAGAUAUUACUCGUGAUGAAAACGUAUCUGAAUUACUGUCCCUCAAUGGCCACGAAGAAAGUUUUGAGGAAGAUGACGACGAAGAUGACGACGAAGAUGACGAUGACGAUGGCGAAGAAGAAGAAGAAAUUGAUGACGAAGAUGACGAAGAUGAAGAUGACGAUGAGGAUGUUAACAUAGAUGAGGACGAAAUAGAGGACAAUGAGGAAGAGGGAGAAGCUCUUGGCGAUAUGGACGAAGAGGACUCUGAAUUUGAUGAAUAUGAAGAUACAGAAACGAAUUUCGAUAGCGUGAAUCAGAUCGAGGACAACUUAAUUGUAGACUCGAAAAGAACAGGCCAGCGUAUUGUCAAUGAUCAUAAUGGGAACGGAAAGGUCCAAGGAAAUGGACAACCGAAUGGUUCAAAGGGUGUUACAGGUAUUUCUCGAGGAACUGAUAAUAGUCACAUUAAAUUAUUUACAACGAGAUCUAAAUCAGCCAAAUCUGAAGUUGAAUCAGAAGGGCAACUGAAAAGGCCAACUAGGUCAAGUUCUCGCAUACAGGAGUUAAGAACACCAGUAAAACAAAUGGCUUCUAUAACGCCAAUUUCGAGAAGCUUAAGAAACAGAGAUAAGGUAAUAUCACCAUUGCGUAGCUCUCCGAGGUUAAAGAAAUAA